This is a messenger RNA of Eimeria tenella, 6678 nucleotides long. RefSeq names its product bromodomain-containing protein, putative. The transcript is spliced from 20 exons. The record is from RefSeq and is a predicted model, not a curated record. The coding region runs from base 1 to 6678 and encodes 2225 amino acids. NCBI's taxonomy places the organism in Eukaryota, Apicomplexa, Conoidasida, Eucoccidiorida, Eimeriidae.
AUGUCGGGCGGAGUGUCGCUGCGAGAGCAGCACGUGGACGCCUCAGUCGAUUUCGCCACGCAUUCUGUCUUGGGCUUUACUUCUUUGUCUCUCGAGAUCAGUGGGUCUUUAGUGGCUGCUGCUGCUGCUGCAGCGGAUGCGUUUGCUGCUGCUGCAGCUGAUCCCGCAGAAGCAGCAGGAGCAGCAGCGGCAGCAGGCGAAACAGCAGGAGAGGCUUUUCGUGUUCCCUUUGCUAUUCCCUUGCAGCUGCCACCCUGCUGCCGCAUUUUUGGCUGCUGGGUAGACAAAACACCUGCUGUCUUCCAGCUUGGAUUCGAGGGCGCCCAGCAGCAUGAAGAUGACCAGCAGCAGCAGCAGCAACAGCAGCAGCAGGAAGCCGGGCCGAAGUGUAUUCGGCUUGACCUUCUGGCAUGGAGAGAGGCGCUCAGGAGUAAGCGGGACGAAAGCCCCCGGCCUCUGGUGUACAUACACCUGCCGGCUUCAGUGCAGCAAACUUUGCUGUCUCGACAGCGCCAGUCAGCAGUAAAACAUAAAGUGAAGCUCUCCAUUUCCUUUCUCUUGUCUGGGCUUACCUACGGCUGCGGCAGCAGCCUUUUCUUCUCGCAGCAGCAGUACAGAGACAGCAAAGGGCGACUGCAGCAGCAGCUGCUGCUGCAGACGCUGCAGGGGGCGCUGCCGUGUCCGCCUUGGUUCCCCACGCUGCCUUGUAGCGCGUACGGGGGCGCAGCAGCAGCUGCAGCAGGGGGAGAUGCAGCAGCAGCAGCACCAGCAGACUCCGCGCUGCACUCAAACUGGAAAACUGUUGUAGAUGUACCUGAGGGCUGCUGCGCUGUCAUGCCGGGAGUCCUUACUCGCCGGUUUGCUGCUGCUGCUGCGAAGCUUCGGCCCCUUGCUGCAGCUACCACAGAGGCAACAGCAGCAAGACGAAGAGUCGCUGCUGCUGCUGGAACUCCCGCUGCUGCUGGAGCCCGCACUCCUGCUGUUGCUGCAGCUCCCGCUGCUGCUGCCUCUGCGGGAGCUCCCGCUGCUGCUCCUGCUGCGGAAGCUCCCGCUGCUGCUCCUGCUGCGAAAGCUCCCUCUGCUGCGCCAGCUCCUCUUGCUGCUACUGACGCUUCCUCAGCUGCUGCUGCUGGAGACCUCGCUACUGUUGCUGCAGGAGAUCCGGCUGCAGCUGCUGCUAGAGAUCCCGCUGCUGCUGCUGCUGGAGAUCCCGCUGCUGCUGCUGCUGGAGAUCCCGCUUCUGCUGAAGCUACCGCUGCUGCUGUGCCUGACUCAAGAGCAGCCGCAAUGGCAGCACCAUCUACAGAAUUCAAGGGGGCUGUGGGACAGCAAAGGGAGGGAAUUCCUGUUGCUGCAGAUGAUGCUGCAGGUGCUGCUGCAUCUGUUGCCGCUGCUGCUGCUGCUGCGCCGCUGCAGUGCUGUGCUGACUGCGCCGAGGGCACCGCAGACAGCUGCUGCUGCGUCUUUGGCCGCGGGGCCCCUCUGGAGUUGCUGCUUCAGCAACCGCUGCAGUGGCAGCAGCAACUGCCACCCGACAGCAUUUGGACGCAGCUGUUGCAGCAGCCUGAGCAGCAGCAGCAGCAGCAGCAAAUUAAACAUGAAGAUGAUAUGAUGCAAUGCGAGCAGCCACAAGAUCAGGAAGGGCAGCAACAGCAGCAGCAGCAACACGAAGAGUGCAUGCGCGAAGUGUUCGUCUUCGAGGCUCUCAGCAGCCAACGCAAAGCCGGGCGUUCGGGAGGCAAGGCUCCGGCUGCUGCUGCAGCUGCUGCUGCCGCGCAGCAGCAACAGCAGCUGCUGCUCCAUCAACAGCUACAACAAGACACUGCUGGCGCUGUCAGCAGUGGUUUCAUGGGGGUAGACGGAAGCUUGCCCGCUGGAGGAGGAGCAGCAGCAGCAGCAGCAACAGGAGCUACUGAACCCGUUCGGUCUGUUCUCGCCUGGCUGCUGCCAUAUCAGCUGCUGCUGUUCGCGGGCAGGUUUGCUGCUGUCAGCGGCAACUCGGGCGUGCCUUACCCUGUCACUGCUGCUUCUAUCCGGAGUCCCGGCAGCAGGCUGCAGCAGCAGCAGCACGAAGGUGCAGCAGGAGCAGCAGACGGCGAAGCUGCUGCUCCUAUUGUCACUCUUAUUACCCUUAAAGGCCUCGAGCCGCUUCUGGGCCCCACCACUGCUGCUUUGGCUGAGUGUUUGAGGGUUUUGGGAGAGGCCUUUGGCUGCAGUCCUCCUUUUGGCUGUUUGUGUCUUUUGUUCUUUCCUCUUCGUCUUGCUGCUUCCGGUGCUUGGGGCCUCUACUCCUCUUCGGCACUCAGUGCUGCACUGCAUGCAACAUCCAGCGAUGCCUCCUCUCUGGGGCUGCGGGAGCUGACUGAAGAGGCCUGCGCAGAUUGUGCCAUUGGAGAAGAAGUCAACCGCUGCUUCGUGCCUGAGUACUCGGUGAGUGGCAACCUGGCGGUGCUGCCACUGGAGUGUCUGCACAGCUCGUUGGAAUGCAAAAGUUUGGGACUUUCUUCUCGUUUGUUGCAAGCAGAAAGUAUUUGUCAUUUGUGGCUGGAGGCUUUUUAUCCGCUGAGUCGGCUCACUGCGGAGGCGGAGCUGCUGGGGUGUAUGUACACCUCAACGAUGCUGCGCAAGCUCCUCGUCGACCUCUUCAUUGAGGCAAAUUUCGGCUCCGUAGAAAUGCGCAUUCGGCGCUUCGAGCGCCUCCAGCGUUAUGUGUCUCUGUGCGAGUUGGGGCUGGAGGAGUUCCCCAUAGACCCUGUGGGUGCUCUUGCCAACAGCAGCAGCAGCAGCAGCGGCGGCAACGACAGCGACGGCAGCAGCAACAGCCCGUCGCAGCAGCAGCAGCAGCAGCGGCUGCUACCCCCCGUGGAGUCGCUAGCGUACAGCGAAAUGUUUCAACUCAAGUGCUGCGUCGUACUGCAUGCUCUCGAGGCCUACUUCGCCUCCCAGCCCUUUUUGUCUUCUCGUUUUUUUCGGGCUUUUUGUCUUUCGGAUUUUCUCGCCAAGACCAGCAGAAGAAGAGACCCGCCAAACAGCGAACGCUUCUGGAGACGGCUGCUGCUGGCAGCAACUGCUGCCUACGUGGCACACUGGAACAAAACCCCCCAGGCCAGAGCCGCAGGGAGGGCUUUGCUGCGCCUGCGGCCAGACGCCAAACAAAAGGGGGGCCUCCAGGCUGUGGAGCUCGAAACAGCGGGGCCCGACGAGCAGCUGAACCCUCAGGAGCACGAGGCGUUGGCUGCGGUGGAGGAGACGCUGCAGCUGUUUCGCAGCGCCUUUGUGGGGGGCACUGGCUGCCCGCAGCUUUCGCUGUCUUUCAUGGUGCAGCUGCAGCGCAAGGGAUCGGCGAUGGACAUCUUUACAUUUGAGUUGGACCUUCUCGCGCUGCAGCCUCCCCCACCAAUCACCGAGCCCUUCGAGACCCACAGGCUGCAGCAGCAGCAGCAGCAGCAGCGGCAGUGGCAGCAAGAAAUACAGCUCAGGAGGCCCCACGUCGAAAAGGCCGGCAUAUCUGUGUUUUACCCUGCAGAUCUCGCGGGCCUGGCGGGCUUCAACUUGUGGCAAGCCCAGGAAACUGGCAGCAGCCAGCGCGGCGAAGUCACGCUGCGACUGUCUGCAGAGGGCCCCGGGGGCCCCCCAGCUUCUUCCUGGGAAAGCCUUUUAGUUCGUCAGCUGUGGCCGGCCCUCAGGCGACCGUCCUCCGCCGCUGCAGCCAGCAGCAACAGCAGCAGCAACAGCAGCAGCAGCAGCAGCAGCAGCGGCAGCUUGCUGUUUGGGGGCGAGUUUAGCAGCGAAAUGCUGCCCCUCAGCACCCACGUGAGGGAAAAACUGCAGAUUUACCAGGGCCUCCAUGACCCCGUAGAUGUGGUGGGCCGAGACGGAAACUUCAUUUUAGGGUUUGGGUAUGUGGGGGAUAUUCCAGCGCCUCUGAACGCGGGCCGUGGCCCUUUGUGGCAGGCCAUCAAGGAGGCGCAGAGGCGCCACUGCAUGCAGCAGCAGCAGCAGCAGCAGCAGCACCCGGAGGAAGACCCGAAUGAGCAAAACGUUGACUCCUUCGCCGCCGUCUGCGUCGACAACGAAAGGACGCCGCCCUCUGUCCCUGUGGCGACUGUGGGUGGCCUCCCCGCCUGGGCGCGGCUGCUGCAGCAGCGGGAUUACCUGCUGCGGCUUCGCGCAGCUAGUGGGUCGGAUGUUUGGCUGAAAAGCGUUGGAGUGUACAUACACUCGGUGGCUCCUGCUGCAGUGCCUGCUUCUCUAGUUGCGGAGCUGCUGCCGAUGGCUGCGGACGCUUUCGGGCUCAACGGCUGCCUCCCUUCACCGAACAGCAGCAGCAACAGCAGCAGCAGCAGCUGCUGCCGCGUGCUGGGCGGGGGCGUGCUGCAGUACACGGGAGCGGAGGUGUCAGUGCCUGCUGCUCCGGUGCAGCAGCAGCUGCUCUCGCUGCAGCACCCCUCUGCGUACUUGUGCCUGUCUGCGGGCUUCGAGAAAUACUGGCUGCCGGCGCUGCAGCUGCAAGUUGUUGAUGACGAUUUAAUUCGAGGCAGCAACAUUCAACUCAAGGAGGGCGCGCUGCCCCUCAGAUUCGCUCUAGAUGCCAGGGCCGAACGCGGCAGGAAGAAAGUGGCGAUGAAGGGAGACAGAAUGCUGCACGGGUCCAACAGCAGCAAGGUCCUCAUGAAGGCAGCAGCAGCAGCAGCAGCAGCAACGGACGCUCCUGCAGCAGCAGCAGCAGCGGCGGCGGCCGCGGCGCAAGCAGCAGCCACAGCAGAUGGCCCCGAACCCGCAGCUGCUAGAGCAGCAACCGGGGGAAUGACAGCAGGCGAACGCAUCACCUUCGCAGGCUCUUUGAGCAGCAGCGACAGAGCGCUGUUUGAAAGCCUCAAGCGCUGCGUGCUGCAGCGGCACCCUUCGCUGCUGUCGCUGGACAACAGAUCCUUGGUGGCGAAAGUCAACAGCAAAACCAAGCUGCCCAUUCUCUGGAUGCGCGCAGACCCCCACCAGACCUGGCCCGCCAGGAUCCGGCGCUGCCAGAGCGGGUCCAUGUGGGAGCAGCAGCUACUGUCGGAAACCUCCGUGGCCAGCCAACUCGAAGCAGCAGCAGCUCUUGGCUCUCUUCUCCCCGCACAAACUCAAGGGGGCCUUUUGGGGGAUGACCCUGUAAAGGCACAUGCAGUCCAGGCCCUCAGCAAGGUCUUGGCGUCCCACAGGUGGCACCCCUUCUUCAGAAUACGGGCGGCGUUUGCGUUGAGUCGCCUGCACAACACGGGGGGAGAAGAAAGUGCAGCAGCUUGGAAGGCUCUUGCGAAUUAUAUUUCAUCUUUUCAUAGCGACGCGGUUUUAGAGGCGGAAUCCAACGAAGGCGUGUCCCCUCCUGAGGCGGCAGAGGGCGGCUCCAGUGGGGACUGGGGCGGCGCGCCAACAGCAGCAUCAGCUGCUGCUGCUGCUGCUGCUGCUGCUGGCGCGAAUGUGCCCAGCGCGCCCGCUGAAGGCCGCGGGGGCCCCGCGGAGGCCUUGCGGCUCUCCGACUAUGCAUGCACUAGUCCUGAGAGCAGGUUUUUGCGGCUCUUCUAUGGGGCUGUUUCGCUCAUUAGAGACCCCAAGGGCCUGUCGACUCCCGCUGCGAUCGACAUGCUGCUGCAGCCCCUGCAGCAAAUGGAAGCCACGGGAGCUGCAGAUAGCGCGACGCUGCUGUCCUUGGGCGCCUCUGUGUUGGACUGUCUAGGCAACUUGAGGUGGCCAUACACCCCACUGCCCAGCCUUGCAGAGGCCUACCACCCUUACUUUGCUGCUGCUAAGGCUGGGUUUCGGCUGGCUUUGUCUGCUGCUGAUCGGGGAUCCAAGGGGGGCCCCUUGGGGAGUUCGUUUGGGCAUUGCGCAGUUGCAGUGGGGGCCCCUUGCGGCUGCACAUGUGAGCUGAUGCUGCGGGACUUGGCUGCGGGCACAGCAGCAGCAGCAACGGCGGCGGCAGCAGCAGCAGAAGAGGAGGCAGCAGCAGAGGCUGCUGCCAAGUGGGAAGCCUUUGUCUUUGCAAACUGCCGCGGAAUCGAAAAUGCCUGGACUGAGGCCUGGAGGCUUUUCAGGCUCGACGCAGUCAAGGCUCUCGCCUCACCUAGAAAAGUGGGCCCUGGGAGUUUUAGCUUUGCUGCUAGUCCACGGCAAAGGCAGCUUGCUGUUGCUGCUGCUGCUGCCGCCGCCACUGCUGUGCUACUCUUGCCGGUGCUGGUGGUGCUGCUGCAGCGCUGUUGCGUCGCUGUCAGUGCUCCUUUUGCUGUUGCAGCAGCUGCUGCAUCGCAGUCAGCGAUGCUGUUGCUGUUGCUGCUGCUGCUGCUUCAGGAAAUGACAUGCGGGUUUUUGCGCGCGAUGAGCCGCAACCCGUUGCUGCGGGACUUGGCUCGCCGUCGGUUCCUUGGGGGCCCCUUGGGGGCCCCCCCGGGUGUUCCCGGGGCUCUCAGCAGCAGCUUGCAGCCGGAGGGGCCCCCCUCUCUGAACUCUGUGGCCCGCAUUGUGCAGCUUUUUGCUGUUGGGCCGCACCUGCCGCAAGAAUUCGGAGUGCCUUUUGAUUUGCUGCACUUCGUGGCGAGCCCCAGCCACCGCAGCUUGCUGGAAGCAGCAGCUCCAGCAGCAGCAGAGGCGCUGCUGGCUUACGACUACCCCCUUGUAAGGCGAAAGCUCUGCUGCUAA